This is a messenger RNA of Thyridium curvatum, 567 nucleotides long. RefSeq lists its product as uncharacterized. The record is from RefSeq and is a predicted model, not a curated record. Gene Ontology annotation, cellular component: mitochondrial outer membrane; mitochondrial outer membrane translocase complex. Gene Ontology annotation, molecular function: transmembrane protein transporter activity. Gene Ontology annotation, biological process: protein targeting; protein import into mitochondrial matrix; tRNA import into mitochondrion. NCBI's taxonomy places the organism in Eukaryota, Fungi, Ascomycota, Sordariomycetes, Thyridiales, Thyridiaceae. The coding region runs from base 1 to 567 and encodes 188 amino acids. The transcript has 4 exons.
AUGGCGUCGUCACAAACCACCAUGAUCGUAACGGCCUCUGUUGCCGCGGUUGCGACCGGUCUUGUUGCCUAUGCUUUCUACUUCGAUCACCAGCGACGGAAGAACCCCGAGUUCCGUCGCAACCUGCGUCGCAACGAGAGACGGCAGAUCCGGUCAGAGAAGGAGGAGGCCCAGUACCAGUCCAUCAAGCAGCGUCAAGCUAUCCAUACCGCUAUCGACGACGCCAAGGAGGAGGGCUUCCCCACCAACGUCGAGGAGAAGGAGGCCUACUUCCUCGAGCAGGUCUCGACGGGCGAGACCCUCGCUACCGACCCUUCGCGAGGUCUGGAGGCUGCUCUGCACUUCUACAAGGCCCUCAAGGUCUACCCUACCCCUGGUGACCUGAUCAGCAUCUACGACAAGACCGUCUCCAAGCCCAUCCUCGACAUCCUCGCCGAGAUGAUCGCCUACGACUCCGACCUCACGGUUGGCGCCUUCCAGGGCUCCAGCGGGAUCCCCCCCGAGAUGGAGGCUGCCAUGUUCGGUGCUGGCGCUGGCGGCAUGCCUCCCACCGUCGGUCUCGACUAA